CAGAAAGGGAAGACCGACAGAGCCUGUGAAGAAGCCUGUUGUAGUCUUCGUCAUGCCUCGUGUGCAGCGGUAUCCGGCAUCUCCAGUGCAGGAGAUCUUCCUGAAGGAGAAGCUGCCGUUCGCCCAGUAUGACCCCACCACGGAGGCCAAGGAGGCACCUGCACCCGCCACGCUCGACUUUGAUCAGUGCGUCACUCUCAAGGCCAAAUACGAAGACACACUCAAAAGGUCAGUCACACACAAGGCGGCACGAGAGCAAUGACGAUGGCUGCACUGCUACCUUCGCUGUUGGUUUGUUGUGUUUGCAGUGUGACGGCGGGCAGCAUUUUGCCUGAGCAGGCGGCCGACAGCGAAGUGGCGUUCCAGUCAUGCCUCUCACAGCUGGGUGAGUGAGCCAACUGUCAAGCAGGCCAGGCACAUAAUAUACCGCCACAGUGUGUUUCGCUCAUCUCCCUCCGCCUCUGUUGGUUGCAUCUGUCUGUUUGUCUGUCUGUCUGUCUGUCUGUGUGUGCAGGGAUUGCGCACAUCAAGGCGACCGAUGCGUCAUGGCAGGAGCUGAAGAGGGGGAUGGUGGAUAAGAUUGACUUCGACAAGCUGAGUGAGCAGGACCCCCGGCAGAAGACCCUCAAAUGGACCGUUCCCAGCAUCAACCUGGCCAAGAAGUAUGGCGUGUGAUGGUGUGGUGCUGUCCUGCUGCCUCUGAUGCCCCUGCUGACUUGAUUGCUCUUGGAAGGUUGCUCGAUGACGG
Molecule: messenger RNA, 748 nt
Organism: Vitrella brassicaformis
Lineage: Eukaryota; Vitrellaceae
Source: the annotation of a GenBank genome assembly